AUGGGAAUCACUCGCUGCGGAAGACACAAACGUAAGAAAUCUGGUGGAACCAGAAAUCAGAUGCAGAAGAAGAGGAAGAACAUGAUGGGCCGACAGCCAUCGAAUACGAAGAUUGGCGCAGAGCGAAUCAAGGCAUUGCGAUGCAGGGGCAGCAACAUCAAGCAGAGGGCAUUGCGCCUGAAUGAGGGCCUAUUCGCGUUUUACGAUGGGAGCGAAUACGUCUCAAACACCUGCAAAAUUGAGCAGGUGAUUUAUCACCCAAGCAGCAACGAGCUGAUGAGGACGAAUACGCUCACUAAAUCAGCUGUGGUGAAAAUAUCAGCAGAGAACUUCAGCGUGGAGAAACUGGGAGACAUUGACCGUGUUCUGAAUGUGAUGAAGAGCAGGGGCUUCUUCUACGGAAUUGUCACAAGCAGGCCAGGCCAGGAGGGAAAAGUGGUUGGCCACGUUCUCCAGGGGGAAGAACUGGAAUUCUACCAGAACAAGCUGAAAAAGGGCAGAAUUGAGGCAGCCUGA
Enterospora canceri is the source of this 516-nucleotide messenger RNA. NCBI's taxonomy places the organism in Eukaryota, Fungi, Microsporidia, Enterocytozoonidae. The record is from the annotation of a GenBank genome assembly.